AUGGACCAAUCCAAUACAUCAGGAGUGACUGAGUUUGAAUUGCACAGUCUUUCGGGCUCUCAAGAGUUACAACUUUUCUAUUUUGCAUUUUUCACACUGUUCUAUGUAACCAUUGUAUUGGGAAACCUCCUCAUUGUGCUCACAGUCAUUUCUGAACCAGCACUGCACACACCCAUGUACUUCCUACUUAGUAAUCUCUCUUUCAUUGAUGUAUGUCUAUCCACAUUUGCUGUCCCUAAAAUGAUUAUUGACUUCCUUAUGGAGCGAAAGACCAUCUCUUUUGAGGGCUGCAUGGCUCAGAUAUUCUUUCUGCAUGUCUUUGCUGGUGGUGAAAUGAUGCUUCUCAUGGCCAUGGCUUAUGACAGAUAUGUAGCCAUAUGUCGACCCCUACAUUAUGUGUCCAUCAUGAAUGCACAUAAGUGCAUAGGCCUUGUGGUGGGCUGCUGGCUUACUGGGGUUCUGCACUCCUUAAGUCAGUUGGUCUUCAUAGUUGAUCUUCCAUUCUGUGGUCCAAAUAAAGUGGAAAAUUUUUUCUGUGACCCACCCCUGGUUAUCAAACUUGCUUGCACUGAUACGUACUUUGUUCAGGUACUGAUGCUCUCAGACAGUGGUCUAAUGGCCAUGCUGUCCUUUGUGGUCUUACUCAUCUCAUACAUGGUCAUCCUGUUGACCAUGCGACGUCGUUCCUCAUCCAAUAUGGCCAAGGCACGGGGCACCCUGACUGCCCACGUCACUGUGGUUACCCUCUUUUUUGGGCCCUGCAUCUUCAUUUAUGCUUGGCCUUUUAAUGACUUACCAGUGGAUAAGGUUCUUGCGAUAUUUUAUACUGUUUUUACCCCUAUCUUAAACCCUCUGAUCUACACCUUAAGAAAUAAGGAGGUGAUAAUAGCAAUGAGAAAACUGAGGACUCGGCAAGUGAGUUCUUAA
This is a messenger RNA of Heterocephalus glaber (naked mole-rat), 927 nucleotides long. Its product is annotated as olfactory receptor 4K15. Gene Ontology annotation, cellular component: membrane. Gene Ontology annotation, biological process: G protein-coupled receptor signaling pathway. Gene Ontology annotation, molecular function: G protein-coupled receptor activity; olfactory receptor activity. The record is from RefSeq and is a predicted model, not a curated record. NCBI's taxonomy places the organism in Eukaryota, Metazoa, Chordata, Mammalia, Rodentia, Bathyergidae.